GCCUGCACACGCUGCUCAGCUGAAUGCAGUCUGUGCAAACACCAAUACUGAAGCACAAGGUUUCCACGCCUGCAGAAGGAGAACGACUGAACCAUUCGUCAGAGCACAAAGCAGCACCAGAACCCCCAGCACACCAGAGGAGAAGGAUCCCAACAAGUUCUGACCCCCAGCUCCCAGAAGAGGAUGUGCAGAUAUCGCUGCUGGAGUCCAAUACUUCCACACCCGCUAUGGGAGAAGGAGACCAACAGGAAACAUUUUUAGAGCACCAAGCAGCACCGGAGCCUCUUGGGCAGAGUGGAGGACUCCAAUGGGGUUCCUCGUGCCAUGGGAUGGGAAGAAGGACAUCCUGUGUGCAGCUCACUGCCGUGCAUGCAGCGCUGGGAGCACUCAUCCUCGUGCUGGUGGUGAUAUUGACCGUGUGUUGGCGGGCCCCCAUCCCACCUUUCCCAGGCUUUGCCCACGUGUGCCCCAACGCUUGGGUCGGAUUCCAGGGGAAAUGCUGUUAUUUUUUGAAGGGGGAGAAUGAUUGGAACAGCAGCAGGGAGCACUGCAAUGCCCACGGAGCUUCCCUGGCCACCAUAGGCAGUGCGGAGGAGAUGGAUUUCAUGAUGCGCUUCCAGGGCCCGGCAAACUGUUGGAUCGGGCUGCACAGGGAAGAAGAGGACGCCCAGUGGACAUGGAGCGAUGGCACAGCCUUCACCAACUGGUUUGAGCUGCGAGGUGGAGGCCGAUGUGCGUACCUGAACGGGGACAGGAUCAGCUCAUACCUGUGCCACCUACACAAGCACUGGGUCUGCAGCAGAGCUGACCACUACGUCCUCUGGAAGCAAAAGGCGCACCCACAAUGAGAGACCCCACCACCGUGUCAGGACCCGGUCAGCCAUGUGACAG
Gallus gallus (chicken) is the source of this 891-nucleotide messenger RNA. It is a transcript of the gene YLEC48, whose product is annotated as C-type lectin domain family 2 member I-like. Bases 24 to 848 code for a protein of 274 amino acids. NCBI's taxonomy places the organism in Eukaryota, Metazoa, Chordata, Aves, Galliformes, Phasianidae. The record is from RefSeq and is a predicted model, not a curated record. The transcript has 7 exons.